AUGAAUCAUGAAUUUGGGAAAGUGCUUUUCUUUAGUGUCAGUGAAAAUUGUGAAAUGCCACAGCCAUUUGUAAUUUUUUCUUCCACUAUUGGCCUAAAAGAUUUGGUGCAUGAUAUAUUAAUUCCUGAAAGUACUCGGUAUGCAGAACAAUCAUGCAACGCAUUCAGCACAAAUGACGAUGAAAUCAAGGCAUUUCUUGGUAUGAACCUGGUAAUGGGGUACCAUAUUUUGCCUCCAUUUAGAAGCUACUGGGCAACUGAACCCGAUUUAGGUGUUCCUUAUAUAGCUCAGAUUAUGCCACUACAUCGGUUUGAAGAGAUUCGAAAGUACUUACAUUUUUCCAACAAUGCAGAUCAGUCAAUAAAGGAAUACCGCACAUACAAAGUGAGACCUGUAAUUACCUAUUUGAAUAAAACCUUCCAGGAAUCUCUUAGUGCAACUAGGGCUCAAACUGUAGAUGAGCAUAUGAUCAGAUUCAAAGGACAUAAUAUUAUGCGACAGUAUGUCAAAAAUAAUCCAGUCAAAUGGAGUUUCAAAAUGUGUUGCAGAUGUGAUUCGGAAACUGGCUACCUAUUUGAAUGUCAUUUAUACAUUGGUAAAAAAAACUCAGGUCCUGAAGUAGGGCUUGGUGAGUCAGUAGUUCUGCAACUGACAAAAUCACUAUCCGGACUGGGAUGUGAAAUUUACAUAGAUAACUUUUUUAACUCUCCAGCUUUGCAGUAUUACCUUGGUUUAGAAAAUAUCAGAUCAUGUGGAACAGUGUGCACCAAUCGUAAAAACAUCCCAUAG
This is a messenger RNA of Schistocerca nitens (vagrant locust), 789 nucleotides long. RefSeq names its product piggyBac transposable element-derived protein 4-like. Bases 1 to 789 code for a protein of 262 amino acids. Lineage: Eukaryota; Metazoa; Arthropoda; Insecta; Orthoptera; Acrididae. The transcript has a single exon. The record is from RefSeq and is a predicted model, not a curated record.